Asterias rubens (European starfish) is the source of this 3572-nucleotide messenger RNA. RefSeq names its product CSC1-like protein 2. Lineage: Eukaryota; Metazoa; Echinodermata; Asteroidea; Forcipulatida; Asteriidae. Bases 251 to 2704 code for a protein of 817 amino acids. Gene Ontology annotation, molecular function: calcium-activated cation channel activity. The transcript has 23 exons. The record is from RefSeq and is a predicted model, not a curated record. Gene Ontology annotation, cellular component: plasma membrane.
GUUCCCUGCUCUAAAAUAAAUGCACACACCUUCACCGGCUGUCAUAUACACUGCAAAUAGGUCAAAUAGGUGUAGUGAAUUGUUCUGUCAGUUUAAACAUCGUAAUUGUCUGUUUUCCAUGUUUGGACAUGAUACUUAAUUUCCCGAGGAUUGUCUCAACUCGCACAUAAAAUCACUGUCGGGGAUCUUCGCGAGGAUUGUCUUGCAAUAAUUUGUUUUUAGAUCUGCAUCCCGUGUAAGGUGAACCAUCAUGUCUGUGGAAGAGAAUUGCAUCCUGGCAGGAAAGAACAACACUUCAAUCACAUUCUUAGAGUAUGGAGGUAUCCCGGCUAACAUCGGCUAUAACAUCCUAUUCUUUGCGAUUGUUGUGAUGUUGUUUUCUGUGUUCCGGAAAAUCGCUGGGGACUAUGGCCGCAUUGCACUCAUGCAACUGGGUGAAGAAAGAUUUCUUCGAGGAAAUCCAAGGAAAUCAUUGAACAAUGAGGAAGAGAAACCAACCAACGGAUACAAUGUAUGGACAAGUAUGUUUUACGGCGAUCACAGCAAGACCAAACAGGACAAGCCAUCUAUCAAUGCAGAUGGCCCUGCAGUAACGACACAGACUGAGGAGCUGCCUCACAACAAAGCACCGACAUUCUUCGAUUGGCUUCCAGCAAUGAUUAAAAUCAAGGAUGAGGACAUCAGACUGAAGUCGGGCGUUGAUGCGGUGCAAUACCUUCAGUUUCAGCGAUACCUGAUUUUGCUGACUAUUAUUCUAUGUGUGUUGUCUAUUGGUGUCAUACUACCAGUCAACUAUAGCGGGAGUCAGGAACUCGGACGAGAGAAUUUCGGUCGCACAACUGUUAGUAAUAUACCAACAAAUUCAGACAAGCUAUGGGUUCACACCAUCUUCUGUAUGCUGUUUUUCCUCAUCACUGUUGGAAUGAUGAGGCAUUUCUCAACACAUCUACCGUACAGGGAGGAGAAUGAUAAUGUAUCCCAAACUCUCUUUGUGAGUGGCAUACCACUAGAAAGGACAGAUGCUUCCCUUAUAAAGCAACAUUUCCAGGAGGCCUAUCCAGAUGUGAUGGUAACAGAUGUACAGUUUGCGUAUGAUAUCGCCAAGCUCAAGAAGCUAGAUACACAAAGGCGGGAUGCUCGUCUGAAUCGACUCCACUGUGAGGGGAUCUACUCUAAGACCGGUGAGAGACCCAGACUACGAGAGGGAACAUGUGGGCAGAUCGGCUGCUGUGACUGCUGUGGGGGACCUAAGGUGGAUGCUAUUGAUUACUACAGCGGUUUGGAGGAGGAGUUGACGAGGCAGGUGAUGAGCGAGAAGGGUAGAGCUCUUCAGAGUAACCUUGGCAUGGCAUUUGUCACAGUGCAGAAUGAAGUCAUGGCUGGCAGGAUUGUGAAUGACUAUGCAACCCUGAAGACUGGUCCCCCUACCGUGUCUAGCGUCAGCAAGCAGCUUCACUCUACAGUCUGGAGCGUUGACUUUGCUCCUAAACCUGAUGACAUUGUCUGGGAGAACCUGUCUGUUGGGCCAUUGCUGUGGUGGAGCAGUGUCAUCUUUGUCAAUAUUGCCUUAUUUAUUCUCCUGUUCUUCCUGACGACACCAUCUGUCAUCAUGACAAGUCCAGUUGGAAGUAAAAACAUCGAAGAUGCUGUCAAGGAAGCCAAGUCUCCUUUCAUCUCGCAAUUCUUGCCGACUCUUCUUCUGUGGACUUUUGCUGCCCUGCUUCCCUUGUUGGUGAUCUACUCCAGUUACUACUGUGAGUUCCACUGGACACGCACCAAACUCAACCACACCAUCAUGCGUAAAACCUUUCUGUUCCUCAUCUUGAUGGUGCUUGUGCUGCCCUCGCUUGGUCUGGCUAGUGCACAAGCUUUGUUCGAGUACUGGAUCAAAUCAAGCAACAAGGAUGUGCCGUUGCGUUGGGGCUGUAUCUUCCUGCCGGAGAAUGGAGCCUUCUUUGUGAACUACGUGAUAACAUCAGCCUUCAUUGGGACAGCGCUAGAGCUCAUCCGAUUUCCAGAACUCUUCCUGUAUGCAAUCACUAUGCUGUGGACGAGGUCUAAGGCUGAGAAAAUCACCAAGAGAAGUCGACUAGCCUAUGAGUUCCAGUACGGUGUCCAGUAUGCGUGGGUUCUGACAACGUUCUCUAUAGUUCUUGUGUAUAGCAUCACUUGCCCACUAGUUACUCCAGCGGGUCUUGUCUACAUUAUUUUCAAGCACUUGGUUGACCGGUAUAACAUCUACUUUGCCUAUGGGCCGUCUCGUAUCGAUAAGGACACCCAUAACACGGCUAUCAACUUUGUGGUCAUUGCUGGCAUGCUCCUACAGCUCUCUGUACUCUUCUUCUCUGUUCUCAGGCUCGGCUCCGUGGAUCCCAGGUCAAUCCUUAUCUCAGUGUUCCUAGUCCUGUGUAUCGGACUGUACAUCGCUAAGGUAUGCUUCAACAUCUGGAUGGGCUAUAUCCCACCCGCCUAUGAUGAAUUCACAAAUAUUGAAGACCAAGCUCCGUCUGCAGAUGAUGAUGCAAAGAACUUCAUCCCGGAUGUGCUUCAAGAGGAAAGGGACGUCACUACCGUCGAGCCAGGAGAAGCUGCAACCAAAGGGAUUGCAGCCCCCAAGCACGCAUACGGCACCAUGGAUGGACCCACAAGCGAGCGCAUACAUUACACGCACAGGGACACGCCGGAUACGUCCGAUGAAGAAUGAUGGGAAGAGGUGGAGAGAGAUGCUGACCAUCUUUUCCCACGGCAGAGAAACGGUUGCCAUGGGGGAAACACAAAGGUAAUACUGAUAUGCAGGGGGUGAGAAAGUGUCUAAUUGAAGGACAGAGUUAUUGGAAAACCCAAAAAACAGACUUGUUUAAAAACGACAGAGGAAUAAAGCUGAAACCAAAGUGGUGUGUUGACAAGUUUACGGCAAUAUUGCUCGGUGAUGCUUGGGAUGGUGAGGGGAAUUCUUAAAGAGCACCGUGCAAUGUUAGAAAGUUAGAAACGACCUUUCUUCCUUGUUGAGGGUUCAGGGUUUAGCUCAAUCGUUUGUUAGAUGGCCAAUGGACUUGUUAAGGUAUGUACCACAGAUGAAAAUGUAAAACUGUAGUUUUGCUACAAAGUAUUUGAGUAGUUAAUCUGCGGAAUUUCUACUGAGAAAUGUUGUUAAGGGUCAACAAAUAUGUAAACGAAUUUAUAAAAAGUAGUGAUAAUGUGGAGGUUUCUCGUACAUGUAGGUACAUAUGUAACCAUGCAAACCAUCUGUGUAUAUAUACACAGAUGACCUUAAGAGUUGAAAAUCAAGGUCUUACAGGGGUCAUAGGUUGUUUACAAAGAUCAUCAAAGAGAGAAGCAGUAUUCUAACAGAGUUUCGGAAUGAAGUAGGAUGUCUGUAUCGUAGAAUCUCGAAGUGGACAUAAAUAUUGUGGGGGGUCAUCAAAAUCAUCAUAAAGGUCAUCAAAAUCAUCAAAGUGGUUAUCAAAAUCAUCAAAAAGGUUAUCAAAAACCUUUAAAAGGUCAUCAAAAAUCUCAAAAAGGUCAUCAUAAUCAUCACAAAUGUCAUAAACAUUCUCAAACGGUCAUAAAAA